AAAAUAGGGACAGUGUGGUAUAUAAGGCACACUGCAAAGCCAUCUCAUCAGAUUACACUUAACCUGCCACAGAGAUACAACCUGACAACUACCAGUAAGGCUGCAGUUCAGUCAUCAUCAUGAAGAUCUGGAUUGUAUCUGUGCUGCUGUGUGCUGCCUUUGUUCUGCAGACCACAGAGGGAGCAGUUGUGGCUGAACGUGAGCAGAAUUUGAAUGAAAUUCCAGUAGAAAGUCUAAAGGCUGAAAAUGGAGCGGAAGAUCUCUCUCUAGGAGGGGAAGCUGGUGAACUGAGUGUUGAGGAGCUGGUUGCUGCAGCUGAUGAUGAGAGACAAGACAGUGGACCAGUGAACUUGAUUGCAGAUCGGGCAGUGCUCUGUCCACCUGGCUGGUUUAGACACGGAUCACGCUGUUUUCUGCUUGUGAAGACAACAAUGACAUGGCUUAGUGCUGAGAGCCACUGUGUGAAUAACCAGGCUAGUCUGGCUUCUGUGCGGAAUCCUGAUGAAUAUAACUUCCUCCAGAGUUUGCUUACAAUCGCUGGUAUAUCAACUGCUUGGAUUGGUGCUUACAACUUUCAGAGCACAUGGAUGUGGAUUGACAGGGCAGGAUUCUUCUACACUAACUGGCAGUCACUGAGCAGCGUGUCCAGCUACCCCUGCGCCUACAUGAGAUCCACUGCUGGCUGGGCAAACACAAACUGUGGAAGUGGAUAUGCCUUUUUCUGUUCUGUGACCCUACAACCUGCUGAAGAUCACAUAUGUACAUUUCCAUCAAAAUGAAGGAAUAUCAUUUGACCCCUAACUGUAAAUAGACUUACUAUAUGUCAACAUGAAAAGUACUAAUGUAUGUAUAGUUUUGCAUUUGUUCUGAGAAUAUUUGGUUGACUGAUGUGUUUAUGUUAUCA
Colossoma macropomum (tambaqui) is the source of this 904-nucleotide messenger RNA. RefSeq names its product ladderlectin-like. The coding region runs from base 120 to 779 and encodes 219 amino acids. NCBI's taxonomy places the organism in Eukaryota, Metazoa, Chordata, Actinopteri, Characiformes, Serrasalmidae. The transcript is spliced from 10 exons. The record is from RefSeq and is a predicted model, not a curated record. Gene Ontology annotation, molecular function: signaling receptor activity.